This is a messenger RNA of Caenorhabditis elegans, 987 nucleotides long. RefSeq names its product CARMIL_C domain-containing protein. The transcript is spliced from 5 exons. Lineage: Eukaryota; Metazoa; Nematoda; Chromadorea; Rhabditida; Rhabditidae. The record is from RefSeq and is marked reviewed. Bases 63 to 890 code for a protein of 275 amino acids.
AUUUUCGAUUUUCGAUUUUCUACUAGAAACCAAUAAUCAGUUUAUUCAAAAUUCGGAUAGAAAUGAGUCAAGAGCAAGUCGAAAUGAUUUAUGCAAAAACCAUCGAGCAAAUUCUAGAGAUGACAGGAAACGCGACAGCAAAUUUCCUCCCAGUUCUCGGUGUCAAAUCAAUUGAAAUGGCAAUUGGCCAAAUGGAAGAGUACUUGGAAAUGCUUAAAAAUCUGAGAGUCGAUUACGAAAAAGAGCCAAAUCUUCAGUCCUGUAUGUCUCCAAGACUGAAUGACUCAAUGCUCAUUCAUCGUAAUCGUCUCGCUCGCACCUCAAAAUCUCGACUUGCACUAUACCGUACUUCACCUGAAAUUGCACGGUUCUCGAGAGGAUCUCCGGACGAUAUUGAAAAUGAGAACUUGUCUAUGUCGAAAAUUAGGUCAAUUACCGAGGAGACAUCAAUUUUAGAUCCGACGCUUUGUAUGGAUGAGACGACGCAUCAAAGAGGAUUUCUGGCAGAUGUGAGCGAUAUGAAUGGAACUGUCCGUUCUCGAAUGCCCAGUUUCAAUUUUAAUCACAUAUCUCCUGUACCUGCUGAGAAAACACGUCGACACUCUGUUCUGAAUGUCACAACCGACUUUGACGUGGAUCUUUCUUCAUUAUGUGAGCCAAGUCAAAUUGAGGAAAAUUCUGGACAGAUUUUGUUUCAAAAUGUACUGGAGUCUGCGUUGCGUACUCCAAACGCAAACAAUAAUACAAUUCUUCUAACCGAUUCCGAAGUGACACCUGUGAAUAUUUCUAACUUGUGGAAUGUGAAGCUUCGUCCAGGGAGCAAUCGAAAGAUUGACAACGGGAUCAGAAAGGAAAUCCAGAGGCAAUUGGCUUGUGACUCCCAAUUGUGAUGCUAAAACAGUAAAACUCAUUGAUCCUCCGAUUGAGAAUAAAAAUGCAGACUUAAACUAUUUGACAUUUUUGUGUUUCAAUGAAUACAAAAAUAUA